AUGUCCGACACGCUGCGUUCCGAGAAGGAGCUGUGCCUCACCCGGUACAGCACCCCGGUGCCGGAAUUGGACGACCACCGUCACCAAAUGAACACCCCGCCGCGCAUCGAGCGUGAAGCCCCGACAGAGGAACCGCUCAGUCGACAGGAAACUGCACACCAAGGACCAAAAGGAGAGAUACUGGGUCGACCGGAUCUACUCCAGGCACAAGAUGCGUUGCGGGAUGCGGGUCCUGUCUUCCGAGACUUUGAACAAGCGCUGGUCGACGACGAUAGAUCGAUCAAUGAAAUGAAUGGAAUGGGUCGUCGCUUCUCAGUUGACCCCAAUGCCAAUUUCCACACUCCUCGUCGCAUCAGCUGCACCCAGCAGGAUCUCGCCAAUGUUUCCCGCUCGUCCUCAGUAUCUGCCCGCUCCUCGUCCCCUCCGAAUUCCGUCGAGGCUUUUGCCGAUCCGCGCCGUCGUGAGCGUGCCAAUACCCUCGAUAGCCAUGGUCCUCCCGAUCUCGAGGCCAUGCUCCAGCGCACUGUCUCGGGAGGUACUGUGCCUCGCCGUCCGACGUUUAGCAAUGCCAGCGCAAUUCGCCCGCAACUCGGUGAUGUCCCACUCGAUUCAUCAGAGGAGGCUGCCGUACACACUUAUGACGAGCCGGGUCGGAUCCCUGUCAUCGACUACGAGGAGCUGGAGGAGUUUGUGGCUCUUAACCAGCAAAGCAAGGCCGCCGCCGGCAACCGUCGCAAACACAGCCUGAGCUCGCAAAGCAAGAAACCCCGAAUCUUCUAUGAUCUGCGGGGUGGCAAGGGUGCUGAGGUAGGGGAGCUCAAAAAAUCUGACUCGAGCGACUCAUCGGAUACCAGCGAUGUGACCGAGGACCCGCUGAAGCGCGUGGGCACGAUCAUGGAUGAGAAGGAGCUCGUAGAGACUCUUCCCAAUAUUAACGAGCCCACUCGCUUUGGCUUCUUCUCUUCCGAGUCUCAGAGCACUGUGCACGCUGCCGAACUGGGAGAUCUGGUGCUUCCAGGUGACAGCUUCCGGGACCUGUUCCAGCUUGGUCCCGAUGGCGGAGUAUGGUGGUUGGAUGUGGUCAACCCGACUGAAGAGGAAUUGGGCGCUAUCUCCCGGGCUUUCUCGAUUCACCCUUUGACGACCGAGGAUAUUUUGACUCAGGAAGCCCGUGAGAAAGUUGAGCUCUUCAAGCAGUACUACUUUGUCUGUUUCCGUACCUUCUAUCAGGUGGACAAGACUAGCGAGGAGUUUUUGGACCCCGUCAACUUCUAUAUGGUGGUUUUUCGGGACGGAGUUUUGACGUUCUCUUUCGUGGAGAAUCCUCAUGCUUCGAACGUCCGCAAGCGUAUUGGAAAACUGCGCGACUAUGUCUCGCUUUCAAGCGACUGGAUCUGUUACGCGAUGAUUGACGACAUCGUCGACAGCUUCGGCCCCGUCAUCCGCGACGUCGAGCUUGAAUCCGAAGCAAUCGAAGACCACGUCUUCAUCGCCCGAGUCGACGAUUUCGAAUCUUUCCUCCCGCGAAUCGGCGGCCUCCGAAAGAAGGUCAUGUCCCUCAUGCGUCUCCUGGGCGGUAAAGCAGACGUUAUUCGAGGUUUCUCGAAACGCUGCAACGAGCAAUACUCCGUAACCCCCCGCGGCGACAUCGGACUCUACCUGGGUGAUAUCCAAGAUCACGUCGUGACCAUGAUGUCUAACCUGUCGCAUUUCGAAAAGAUGUUGUCCCGCUCGCACACGAACUACCUCGCUCAGCUGAACGUGACGAACUUGGUCCUUGGCAAUCACGUCAACAAGGUCCUGAGCAAGGUUACGCUCAUCGCGACGAUUCUCGUGCCUAUGAACUUGAUUUGUGGUCUUUUCGGAAUGAACAUUGAAGUCCCCGGGCAGCAUGUUGAAGGCUUGCACUGGUUCUUUGGAGUUCUGGGUGUGAUGGGAGCCAUUGUUGUGUUGAGUAUUGCUCUCGCGAGAUGGCAGAAGUUGGUUUGA
Messenger RNA from Penicillium argentinense, 1989 nucleotides. Its product is annotated as magnesium transporter CorA family protein. Gene Ontology annotation, biological process: intracellular magnesium ion homeostasis; magnesium ion transmembrane transport. The record is from RefSeq and is a predicted model, not a curated record. Gene Ontology annotation, cellular component: plasma membrane. NCBI's taxonomy places the organism in Eukaryota, Fungi, Ascomycota, Eurotiomycetes, Eurotiales, Aspergillaceae. Gene Ontology annotation, molecular function: magnesium ion transmembrane transporter activity. Bases 1 to 1989 code for a protein of 662 amino acids. The transcript is spliced from 2 exons.